GGAUGGUAAAAUUAUUCUCAUUUUUUAUGGAUACAAAAACUCCCUUUAACAUAUUUAUACAUCUGAAUCUAAGAGCCUCUCUCCUUAAGUUCGGGAACAUCCAAAACUGAGGCAUCAGGGUGCUCUGCCUGUAUCCUGCGUGGGACAGAAUGAAAUAAAUUUGACAUUAACUAAUUUUAGCCUCUAUGCAAUUUUGGGGUCACAACAGGCUAUUAGUUCUUCUGGUAUUUUUAAAAAAGAAGUUAGCUUUUAUUCAUCAGAGUGCCGGAUCCCUUUGUGCAGUGAUUUAGAUGGUGAGGUAAGCUUGCUAAUUAAUGUACCUUUUAAAGGACCUUCCCAAGCAGCAAAGAAAAUUAAGUUCUGGAAGGAAUUUGGUCCAACAGCCAGUCAUAUGCCAUUCUUUAUAGCAUGCGCAGCCAACAUGGAGGGGGGAAUGUAUGUGGAAAAAGACAGUUAAGCGAUUUAUUUUUAAGCACUACAUAUUUAUUGACAGAAUCUCUCUCCAGGCGGUAUUCACAUGCUUCGAACUGAAGCUUUUAACUUGGCAGUGCCGUUUAAGCAAACAAACUCAGUCAGUUGAGUGCAAUGAUUAACAGGAAGCCGGGGAGCUGACACAGUUACCAGCCUUUGGCUGGGAGAAGAAGCUGGGAUUGAAGUUCCAGAGCAAAGACUUGCAGAAUGGUCACCGCACCCACCAGUGAUUUCACUGUGCCGACAGGUGGACCCACUGGAGCCAGAACCUUCCUGAGGCAACUUGCUUUCGUGUAGAAACAGGUGACAGAUUAGCAGGAGACAGGACAGAGCGAACACAAAGGAGCUACUUCAGAAAUGUGUCAACGAAAAGUGAAAAUGCAACAUAGCAGUAAAUGAAAAGGCAAGGAAGAAAGAAAAAGGACAAGAACUGUCACCCGGGAGGGCACAGGACAGCCGAUCAGAUCUGCAUCUAUCGAGAGGAUGAUUUUGGAUGCUGGAGAAAAUGUAAGUUAAAUCUAUCCACACUCCGAUCAUACUUCAGGAGACAUUUUACUCAUUUCCUGGUUUUGAAUGAUGGGUUCUUGGAAGCACUGUCUUUUCAGCGUGUCUCUUAUUACUGCUCUGAUUUUUGUCUUUGUUUACAAUAGUGAGUUAUGGGAGAAUAAACGUUUUCUGAGGGCAGCUCUGUCCAAUGCUUCCCUAUUAGCAGAAGCCUGUCAUCAAAUUUUUAAGGGGAAGGUUUUUUACUCAACAGAAAAUGGAUUGAAAACUACUCUCGAUGAAUCUACCUGUUAUGAGUACAUGGUUCAAAGUCAUUAUAUAACAGAAACACUCUCUGAAGAAGAGGCUGCAUUUCCUUUGGCUUACACAGUGACCAUCCACAAAGACUUCGGCACUUUUGAGAGGCUCUUUAGGGCAAUUUAUAUGCCCCAAAAUGUCUACUGUGUGCACCUGGAUAAGAAGGCAAUGGAUGCAUUUAAAGAUGCAGUGAAACAAUUGCUGAGCUGCUUCCCAAAUGCUUUUCUGGCUUCCAAGAUGGAGCCAGUUGUCUACGGUGGAAUUUCCAGGCUCCAGGCCGACCUGAACUGCCUGCAAGACCUCGUGGCCUCCGAGGUUCCCUGGAAGUACGCCAUCAACACCUGUGGGCAAGACUUCCCCCUGAAAACCAACAGGGAAAUUGUUCAGUAUCUGAAAGGAUUUAAAGGGAAAAAUAUUACCCCAGGGGUGCUGCCCCCUGAUCACGCAAUUGGACGGACUAAAUAUGUCCACCGAGAAUUAUUAGACAACAGAAACUCCUAUGUGCUUAAAACAACAAAAUUAAAAAGUCCUCCUCCUCACAAUAUGACCAUUUACUUUGGCACCGCCUAUGUGGCUCUCACAAGGGAGUUUGCCAACUUUGUCCUCCAAGACCAGCAGGCACUUGACUUACUCUCCUGGUCCAAGGACACCUACAGCCCCGACGAACACUUCUGGGUAACACUCAAUAGGAUUCCUGGUGCCAACAAAUGCAGUUGACCCUUGAAUGAUGCAGAGGUUAGAGGAACUGACCCUCCACACAAUUGAAAAAAUCUGUGUAUAACUUUUGACUCCCCCAAAACGUAACUACUAAUAGCCCACUGUUGAUGGGAAGCCUCACCAAUAACAUCAAC
Molecule: messenger RNA, 2123 nt
Organism: Lemur catta (Ring-tailed lemur)
Lineage: Eukaryota; Metazoa; Chordata; Mammalia; Primates; Lemuridae
Product: N-acetyllactosaminide beta-1,6-N-acetylglucosaminyl-transferase
Exons: 2
Coding region: 1045-1989 (314 amino acids)
Biological process (GO): transforming growth factor beta receptor signaling pathway
Cellular component (GO): membrane
Molecular function (GO): acetylglucosaminyltransferase activity
Source: RefSeq, a predicted model, not a curated record